GAAACUCAUGACUGUGGAUGGAUUUCUGAAUGGGCCUACCUGGCACAGGCCCUAGGGGCCAAAGGAGCCAGGGGGCUCCUAGAGCAGAGACCCAGCCAGGGGGCUCCUAGAGCAGAGAACCAAAAUGAAUCAAACGGCCAGUGAUGCCAGUAUUAGAGGAAACCAGUGGCAGAGACUGCUCAGGCAGCACUGGGGGCAGAAAGUAAAGGUGGAAGAAGAAGAUGGAGCCAAGGAUGAAGGGAAACGUCACUUCAGCCUGGGUCUGAACUUUAACUGGAACGAGUGGGUGGUUAAUCCAGCAGAGCAGUUUUAUUAUGUCUGGCUACAGGUCAUGAUCCUUCCCAUUGUCUACAACUGGGUGAUCAUCAUUUUUAGGACAUGCUUCACUAUGAUUGCACAGACCUACCUGCCUGUGUGGCUCACACUAGACUAUCUGUCCGACCUCAUGUAUAUGCUCGACAUGAUCGUCGCUCUUCGCACAGGUUACUUGGAUCAGGGCAUUCUGGUAAAAGAUCCAAGUCACUUAAGGAAGCACUACCUUUACUCUUUACAUUUCUUAAGGGACUUGGUUUCUCUGCUGCCCACUGACUUCCUGUAUUUCACCGUUGGCUUCCAAAUUCCGCUGGUGAGGCUCAACCGCCUUCUGCGUACACCACGACUCAAUGAGGCCCUGGAUCGCAUGGAGACAAGAACUUCCUACCCCAACGUCUUCCGCCUCUCCAAGCUCAUGAUCUAUAUCUUUGUGUUGAUCCACUGGAACUCCUGUUUCUACUUUGCACUGUCUGGUUACCUUGGCUUUGGAAGUGAUGACUGGGUCUACCCCAACAUGAGUGAUCCAGAAUUUGCCUCUUUGCGUCGUCAGUACUUUUACAGCUUCUGGGUCUCUACAGAUAUUUUCACCACAAUAGGAGACAUCAGCCCACCAACCAGGGAAGAGGAGUACUUGUUUAUGAUUGCAGACAUACUCAUUACUGUGCUGGUGGUUGCAUCAGUUGUUGGCAAUGUUGGUCAUAUCAUCACAAACCUAAGGGACCGUGACAAUGUCUUCUUCCCUAACCAUGAGCUAGUGAAGGCGUACAUGAGGACCCAUCCUGUUAGCAAAGAGCUUCGAGAGCGUAUCAACAACUGGUACCAGCAUCUUCACAUCAACAAAAAGAUCAUGCGAGAGAAUGAGAUCCUGGAGCAGCUGCCCUUGAACCUGAGGACAGAGAUUGCUGUCAGUGUUCACCUUCCCACACUCUCCAAAGUCACCAUCUUCCAGAACUGUGAGAAGAGUUUGCUGGAGGAGCUGGUGCUUAAGCUAACACCCCAGGUAUUUAGUCCAGGAGAGUAUGUCUGCAGGAAAGGAGAUGUGGGCCAUGAAAUGUACAUCAUCAGAGAGGGAAAACUUGCAGUUGUAGCAGAUGAUGGGGUCACAGAGUUUGCUGUGUUGAGUGCAGGAACUUUCUUUGGGGAAAUUAGUAUCCUCAACAUCAAAGGUAACAAGUCGGGCAAUCGUCGCACUGCCAACAUCCGAAGCACUGGCUACUCUGACCUGUUCAGCUUGUCCAAAGAAGACCUGACACAUGUUUUAUCUGAGUUCCCUGCAGCCAAACGUCUCCUGGAAGAGAAAGGCAGACAGAUCCUCAUCAAGAUGGGCAUGUUGGAGGAGAAUGGGGAGGAAGAGGAGAGUGAGGCAGAGAAAGUUGAAAGCAAGAUACAAAGGCUAGAGAACAGCUUGGAGAUCCUGCAAACCAAACUAGCUCGACUUAUGAUGGAAUUAGAGUCAAGUAACCACAAGCUGCAGGCCAGGGUGGAGCAGCUGGAGUGGGAGGUGGCAGCACUGGGCACUGAGCUGCCUGAAGGUGAUGAAGAAGCAGAAAGAGCAAACAGAAGAGUUGAAGGGGUAGGAGGGGAGGUUGAAUGGGAGCGAGAAGAGGCAGAGGGGGAAGAAUUGGAUGGUUCAGAUGCAAAUGUAAAGAAACAGGGACAUGGAGAGGAUGGUAAUGAUGUGACCAAAGAAGGAGAUGGAGAGAGUACUAAAAGUACAAAGGAAGAUGUGGAAAGGAUGGUGGAGGGAGGUACAUUUGGUCUGGAUGUCUCACAAGAUCAAGAAAAGAAAAAAGAAGAUGAUGGAGAGAAAAAUCAAGAGAAAGGAGAUGACAGAUCUAGGAAAGGAGAUGGAGCUGAAAUUGAACCUGAAGAUGAGAAAGAAGAGAAAAGUGGGGAGAGAGAAAAUCUGAAGAAGAGAAAGAAAGGGCCAAUGAAAUUUCAGGAAAAAAAGAGAGAUGGUGCCCACAAUACAACUUUAUACCACUGGGUGGUAGCAUUGUACCCCUAA
Monopterus albus (swamp eel) is the source of this 2320-nucleotide messenger RNA. It is a transcript of the gene cnga4, whose product is annotated as cyclic nucleotide gated channel subunit alpha 4. Bases 125 to 2320 code for a protein of 731 amino acids. Lineage: Eukaryota; Metazoa; Chordata; Actinopteri; Synbranchiformes; Synbranchidae. Gene Ontology annotation, biological process: monoatomic cation transmembrane transport. The record is from RefSeq and is a predicted model, not a curated record. The transcript is spliced from 9 exons. Gene Ontology annotation, molecular function: intracellularly cGMP-activated cation channel activity; cGMP binding; intracellularly cAMP-activated cation channel activity. Gene Ontology annotation, cellular component: intracellular cyclic nucleotide activated cation channel complex; plasma membrane.